UUCUGCACCAAUCGGAACUCUGCUCUGAUCUUCCGCAGCUCCUCCAAUUCCCUCCUUCUGCAUGUUCAAUAAAUACGCUUAGGUUAAUCAGUUAAAGUAAAAGCUACCAUAGCGUACUAGUAAUUUGGAGUUUACCAGUGACAAAUAUUGCGAUGAGGAGUGGUCAAAUAGUGGCGCUGUGUUUGGCGACUUUACUGCACACUGCAUAUGCGAAUGGACAAUGUGGUUUUCCUGAAUCUUAUCCAGACAUUAGUCUUCUAGAGACAUUUCAGACAGAGAAUGAGUUUCCUGAAGGGUAUGAAGUGUUAUAUCAGUGCAGUCCAGGUUUCAAACAAACCAAUGGAACAGCUAAGAGUAUAUGCGAAGAUGGCAAAUGGACUGCAGUACAGAUGACCUGUGAGCGUAUCAGAUGCAAACCUCCAGAGAAUAUGACAAAUGGGAUGUUUAGUAUUUCGAGUGGAAUCUUCUACGGAGAUAAAAUUUAUGCUUCUUGUUUCAAAGGUUAUAUGCUUGUGGGCAGAAGCUACAGACAAUGCCUAGCUAAUGGUGUACUGGAUGGAAUAAAUCCACAAUGUAUACGAGAAGAUUGUGACAAACCUCCAACUGUUGAAAAUGCAGUUCCAAGGUCUCAAUUUUUGGAUCAAACUGUGUUUGCCAGUGGAUCAAAACUGUAUUAUGAGUGUGUACUUGGCUAUGUAAGAGCACAGGGGACUUAUACAAUCACUUGCACUGAAAGCAGUUGGAGUUCACCAACUUUGGUAUGUAAAAGGAAAGAGUGUGGUAGUCCUCCACAACUUUAUAAUGGAGAUUUUGAAGUAACAGAGGGAAUAGAGUUUGGUGCGACUAUAAUAGCAAAAUGCAAUGAAGGGUAUACAUUAUUGGGCCCAAACCUCAAAACGUGUGCUGCUAAUGGGCAAUGGGAAGGUGGUGAUCCUUAUUGUGAAGUUGUCAAAUGUGAAGAACCUCCAGAGAUAAAAAAUGGUCAAAUCACGAACCCACCAAUAGGCUCAGUUACAUUUGGCACAGUUAUAACAUACCGGUGUUUGCGUGGCAGUUUAAUUGGAAAUCCUUCGAUUGUCUGCAACAUCUCUGGCGAGUACAGUCCCUCGCCUCCAAAGUGCACAGAAGGUAUUUCCUGUCCUAAUGUGAUAGUGGAUAAUUCAAAGAAGAUACAAGGAUUUGGACCAAAAUAUUACUAUGGAAACACUAUUACUUUUGAAUGUAAUCAUGGCUACAGAAUAAAUGGAAGUAGAACAGUUACAUGUGGAAGUGAAAAUCAAUGGUCUCCUCUUCCAACCUGUCAAAGAAUUAUUUGUGCUAAUGUUCCGAAUUUGGAAAAUGGUAGAAAGAAAUCCGAGCAUAGCCCACCCUACAGUUUCAAGAACACUAUUUAUUUUACCUGUGAAGGUGGAUACAGACUGAUAGGAAGCCACUUCAUCACAUGUAAUGAAAAUGAUGAAUGGUCUUCUGAACUUCCCACCUGUAAGCGAAUUGUUUGUCCUGAUGUUAAGGAUUUGGAAAAUGGUAAGAAAACACCUAGACAUGAUUCCCCCUAUUACUUCAAUGAUGUAAUUUCUUUUGCCUGUGAUGCUGGAUACAGAAUGGCAGGAAGACAGACCAUUACAUGUAAUGAAAAUGAAGAAUGGUCUUCUGAACUGCCCACAUGUGAACGGAUUAUUUGUCCUGAUGUUGUUGUAAAGAAUGGCAAUAAGAUAUCUGGACAUGGUGCCCCGUAUUAUAUCAAUGACAACCUUAAUUUUAUAUGUAAUAUUGGAUACACAAUGAUGGGAAGCAACACAAUCACCUGUCAGGAAGAUGGACAUUGGUCUUCUGAGCCUCCAUCCUGUAUGGUAUUUUCUUGUGGAACUCCUGAUAUAUUGCAUAAUGGGAAGAUCAGUGUUGAUAGAGUGAACAAUGCCAUAGAGAUUGCGUAUGCUGUAUGUGAUAAAGGGUAUUAUUUGCAGAGAGGUGGAAUCCAAGUAUGUCUUGCAAGUGGUUGGAGUGAAUAUUCAGCUGAGUGUAUCAGAGAUGAUAGUUAUGAGAAUCGAUUUCUAUAUGGCUGGAUAGCGGGGUUCAUCUGUGGACUGGCAAUU
Molecule: messenger RNA, 2093 nt
Organism: Polypterus senegalus (gray bichir)
Lineage: Eukaryota; Metazoa; Chordata; Cladistia; Polypteriformes; Polypteridae
Product: sushi, von Willebrand factor type A, EGF and pentraxin domain-containing protein 1-like
Exons: 17
Source: RefSeq, a predicted model, not a curated record